Prosopis cineraria is the source of this 2537-nucleotide messenger RNA. Its product is annotated as reticulon-like protein B21. The coding region runs from base 745 to 1614 and encodes 289 amino acids. Lineage: Eukaryota; Viridiplantae; Streptophyta; Magnoliopsida; Fabales; Fabaceae. The transcript is spliced from 8 exons. The record is from RefSeq and is a predicted model, not a curated record.
UUAGCUGCCAGGCAGUGAAUCUGAGACCAUGACUAUCAGAUGCUUUUAUGGGAAUGAUGAAUCAGGGAAUCCGAUUAUAAAAUCCUCAAACGAGGCUUCUUCCUUAAAUAUCAUUGUCAUUCAACUCUACUUCUACCCCACAAGCCACCAAUUUGUUCCUUCGCUUUCCCCUCUUCGGAUUACUACCGGGCACCUUGAUUGAAAGAGGAAGGAAAGCGAACCAGAACUGUCUUUUCCUGCACGAUUCUUUAUCUAAGUACGGCCAUUUCUUCAGCUCGAAGCUUCGUAUAUCCGUUCAUCACCUCGGCCCCAUUACAGUAUUUAUCAUUAUUGGAGUGAGAGAGAAGGAGAGGGGUAUACUAGAGAUGGAUGUGUGUGGAAGAAGAGGUGGGGCUAGAGGCGGUGUGGUGCCUGGUUCGGUGUGGGAGAGCAGGAUGAAGAGUGACGAAGUGAGAGGUGGGAUUAAGGUCUUCAAUGGAGAAGAAAGUCCUGAAGAAGGAGGGGAUGGUAGGACCAGAUUGAAGAAUCCCAAACGGGAAGAGGAAGACUUGGAAAUCGGAGAGCUCGGAGGGUUUCGAUAGGAACCUAAUUCUUGUAGCUCGACGAAGAUCAUCAGAGCCGCUCAAGAAUUGCGAUGGACUGAGCAAGGGGCUUAGUGUUUCUUUAGAUGGAAUCAAGAAAAGCCCAAUUCUUACCAGGAAAAUUUCUUCGUCCGCGGAAAAAUGCGAGAGAAGCCCCGUUCUCAUGAGAAAGCUAAGAUCCGAAUCCGCUGAGGAACCAGAAACGAAUUCGAAGCAGCUCAAGAAGUCGAAAUCAGAAUCUAUUAAUCAAAAGGUUGAGGAUGUCGAUGGGCCCGGUAAUGGAAAUCCGGAGAAUUCAAUUCACUUGAGGAAGACAAAAUUAGUGCCGGUCGAAGUUGAAGAUGAAUCUAAGAACAAUACUGUUGGGUUUUGCAAGGAUUUCGUUUUGUGCACAGAAAAGGUUAUUUCAAGCCGUUCAGAAAAUGUAGGCAAUGUAAAAAAUCCUCCUGAAUUAUCGGUGAAGGUUGGUGGCGAUAUAAUUGCUGAUAUUGACGACGAAGCAGAUGAAAGAGUUGAAGUAGAUGAGGAGAUUAAUAUGGUGAAGGAGAAUGUGAAGGAAAUCAAUGUCUCUGAGCUUAAGGCUGUAAAUGAACCUCAACACAAGAAGGUUCUGAUCCAAAAGCGAUUUCAACAUGAUCAAAGGCCUGUCUCAAUGCCUCGCACAACGAAACAAUCUUCCCCAAUUAAAAGGCAUUCCUCAAUUUACCAAAAUUUCAGAAAAUCUCAUUCAAUUCCAAAGGCUGACGAGCACCAUACCUUUCCACAAACCCAGAACAAAUUGCAGAGCCUAGUGGAUUUAAUCAUGUGGAGAGAGGUCUCAAGAUCAGCAUUUGUCUUCGGCAUUGGAACAUUCAUCAUAAUCUUAUCUUCUUAUGCAAAGGAUAUCAAUGUGAGUUCUAUUUCCGUGAUGUCCUAUCUGGGCCUUGCUUAUCUUGUUGCUAUCUUCCUCUACAGAUCCUUCAUUUGCAGGGGAGUUAUAGAUUUAGAUAGCACAAAUCAUAUAUGGGAGAGGAAGAAGCAAUUUGGGUCAUAAAAAUGAUUCUGCCUUACUUGAACGAGUUUCUGUUAAAACUCAGAGCCCUCUUUUCUGGAGAUCCUGGUACCACUAUGAAGAUGGCUGUUUUGCUGUUUGUUUUAGCCAGAUGGGGCAGCUCCAUAACCAUUUGGAAGAUGGCCAAAUUCGAAGCAAGAAGAAAAUGAAUCUCACAAGCAUUCCACUCGUUUACGCGAAGUUUCUUGCUUUUUCCAUCACUUGGAACGCCAUAUUAACACAAGCUUACGUUUGCUCACUGCCUCAGGCUUCUUUGUUGUUUUCAUGGCUCCAAAGCUUUACUCUCUGUAUUCUGUACAGUUGGUUUCAUACGGUAAGAACCUGAAUUUAAUGUACCUCUGAUAUCAAAUUAUUUAAUGCAAGGUAUUGAUUCCUGACUUUAUAACGUUAAGCUGUAAAAGGACGCAAGACAUUGCUGUGACCAGUGCUUCACUGUGCAUAAUGUAAUGCCUGACUCUCCAGUGUACUAGUUCUUACUUCUCAGGCCCACUGCAAAGCCGUUUUGUCUGUAUCUAUCUAUCCAUGUCGGCAGCUAUGAGUCUCUAUUAAUAUUAUUUUAAAUAAAUGUUUUUCAUUAAAGUAAGUUUUUUAAAUCUUCCAUCCCCAUAUGGUGAUUGAAGGGAGCAUAAAUAAGAUGACCUUAUGAGAGAGCAUGCAACAAUGUUUCUGAAUAAUGAUGAUUUUGGAGAUUAUAGUUAAGAAUGUAGUUUGAUGAUGAUGGCGGUGGUGAAUGGAGAACUUAAAUUGGUGCAGCAAAUUCGUGGGUGAAGCGAGCGAGGGAUGGUUGGGAUUCAUGUGGUCACAAGAAAGCAGUGGGUCUUGGCAUCUUUGGCCUUGUGUGGAAUCUGUCAUCACUUGUUGUUCGUAUCUGGGCAGUUUUUGUGCUAAUAGCAGCAUUAAGAUAC